Molecule: messenger RNA, 733 nt
Organism: Sus scrofa (pig)
Lineage: Eukaryota; Metazoa; Chordata; Mammalia; Artiodactyla; Suidae
Gene: RLN2
Product: relaxin 2
Cellular component (GO): extracellular region
Molecular function (GO): hormone activity
Source: RefSeq, marked provisional
AUGCCGCGCCUGUUCUCCUACCUCCUAGGUGUCUGGCUGCUCCUGAGCCAACUUCCCAGAGAAAUCCCAGGCCAGAGUACGAACGAUUUUAUUAAGGCAUGCGGCCGAGAAUUAGUCCGUCUGUGGGUGGAGAUCUGUGGCUCCGUCUCCUGGGGAAGAACUGCUCUCAGCCUGGAAGAGCCUCAGCUGGAAACUGGACCCCCGGCAGAAACCAUGCCAUCCUCCAUCACCAAAGAUGCAGAAAUCUUAAAGAUGAUGUUGGAAUUUGUUCCUAAUUUGCCACAGGAGCUGAAGGCAACAUUGUCUGAGAGGCAACCAUCACUGAGAGAGCUACAACAAUCUGCAUUAAAGGAUUCGAAUCUUAACUUUGAAGAAUUUAAGAAAAUUAUUCUUAACAGACAAAAUGAAGCAGAAGACAAAAGUCUUUUAGAAUUAAAAAACUUAGGUUUAGAUAAACAUUCCAGAAAAAAGAGACUGUUCCGUAUGACACUGAGCGAGAAAUGUUGUCAAGUAGGUUGUAUCAGAAAAGAUAUUGCUAGAUUAUGCUGAAAAGGAGCUAAUGAUAUAUUUUAUAUAAUGUUCACAUGUAUUCUCAGUGACAUAUUCACUUAUGCCUCUGUCACCCACUGAUUAUUAGCACUGUUUAGUGUUUAGGUUUUUCAUUUUAUGUGUAAGAAAAUGUCCCUUGCAUUAAUGUAGUUUCUGCUAAUAAUAUUUUUUUAAACUAAAAGGU